Molecule: messenger RNA, 2776 nt
Organism: Folsomia candida
Lineage: Eukaryota; Metazoa; Arthropoda; Collembola; Entomobryomorpha; Isotomidae
Product: pre-rRNA 2'-O-ribose RNA methyltransferase FTSJ3
Exons: 9
Coding region: 153-2669 (838 amino acids)
Biological process (GO): maturation of 5.8S rRNA from tricistronic rRNA transcript (SSU-rRNA, 5.8S rRNA, LSU-rRNA); maturation of LSU-rRNA from tricistronic rRNA transcript (SSU-rRNA, 5.8S rRNA, LSU-rRNA); rRNA methylation
Cellular component (GO): nucleus; preribosome, large subunit precursor; nucleolus
Molecular function (GO): rRNA (uridine-2'-O-ribose)-methyltransferase activity; rRNA (guanine) methyltransferase activity
Source: RefSeq, a predicted model, not a curated record
ACCUCACUCAACCAGCGUGGUUCAUGUGUAUGUCGUGAAUGAAAUUGUGUUUCCAUUUCCUCCAGAAAUUUUUAAUUUCCUUCGACAUCUUUAUAAAAUUUUACUCUGUUCCUUAUCCACCCUGCUCGGGGUGCGAUUAAAGAUUCGACAAGAUGGGGAAAAAGACUAAAAUUGGAAAACAGCGUAAAGAUAAGUUUUACCAUUUGGCUAAAGAAACAGGCUACCGUUCCCGAGCUGCCUUCAAGCUGCUCCAGUUGAACAGAAAAUUUGAAUUCUUACAAAAAUCUCGAGUUUUAGUCGACCUUUGCGCCGCACCGGGAGGAUGGAUGCAAGUCGCGGUACAGAACAUGCCCGUAUCCAGCUUAGUGAUUGGAGUGGAUUUAUUCCCAAUCAAGCCUGUCACCGGCUGCAUCGGCAUCCAGGAGGACAUCACUACCCCAAAAUGUCUCCAAUUAAUUAAAAAAGAGUUAAAAACGUGGAAGGCAGACAUAGUUUUGAACGACGGGGCUCCGAACGUGGGACAAAAUUGGAUUCACGACGCUUAUCAGCAGAACUGUCUCACUCUGAGUGCUCUAAAACUAGCUACGGAUAUUCUAAGACCGGGCGGUUUCUUUGUGACCAAGGUUUUCAGAUCCAAAGACUACAACUCGUUGAUCUGGGUGUGCCAACAACUCUUCCGAAACGUAUACUCUACAAAACCAGCAGCUUCCAGGAACGAGUCGGCCGAAAUCUUUGUCGUGUGUAAAGGAUUUCUAGCCCCGGCGGUGAUCGAUCCGAAAUUCCUGGAUCCAAAAUUUGCAUUUGAGGAUGUAGAUUUACCUCAGAAUAAGAAACAGUUGCAACAACUCUUGCUAGAAGUUGGGAAAAAGAAGAAACCAGAGGGAUAUCCCACUGGAGAAAUCCUUCUCUAUAAAGCAAUCAACGCGAGCGAGUUUAUCAAAAGUGCGGAUCAUAUUGAACUAUUGGGGAGUACGUCAGAGAUCACAAUCGAUGAAGAAUGGAUCGCCAGCAACCCAAAGACGACGGAGGACAUCAAAAAUUAUUGCAAAGAUGUCAAAGUUCUGGGAAGGAAGGAGAUCAAGGCGCUCGUCGGAUGGAGGAAGGAUUUACGGGACAAGUGGGACCAAUUUCUAAAGUUGAAAACUGAUUCUAAAACCUCCCUCCAAGUGGGAACAAUCCCUGAAGAAGCAAACGAUGAAAGUGAUACGGAAACCAAACUUGCCGAAGCUCUUCAAACCAUUCAAGAAGAGCAAGGAAAGGAAGAAAAGCGCAAAAAGAAGAAACUAUUGAAAGAAAUUAAGAAAAUCCAGGAGAAGACUAGUCUCGACAUGAUUAUUCCAGGCGAUGCUGGACCCACCGACACCAUGGAAAACUCCAUGUUCAAUUUGAAAGGCGUCAAGACCAUGGACGACUUGGAGAGAUUGACCUCAAAUCCACAAAUGCCUGAUAUGGAGUCUACCGAAAUGGAUGACAAUGAAGAAAUGGAAUUCUACGAGGAGAAGAGAAAAAAGAAGGUCGUUCGAUAUUCCAAAAAUGAACAAGUUUUGGAUAAGAGUGGGAAAUUUUAUAAGAGUACGGACGACGCGGGCGAUUCUGGUGGUGGUUCUGACGACUCGGAUGAUGAAGAAAUUGAUUUGAAGAAGGGACUCGGACUCGGUGGAAAUGAGGAUGAUGACGAAGACAAGAUGGAUAUCAACAUUGAUGACAUGGACGACGAAGACGAAGCCGCCCCUCCCCUGCUCACCGACCUUGAUCCCAGAGACAAGAGCGUGAAACGGUUGAAAAAAGCGGAACGUUGGUUUGACAAUGACAUUUUCAAAAGCAUUGGUUACGAUGAGGAUGAAGACGUCGAGUUGAACAAGUUGGCGGAAUCGUAUAUCAAGAAGGGGGCAAAAGUCCCAGGAUUCGAGAAGGAUAUGAAGGCAGAGAAAGAAGAGAAAGAGACCAAGAAAGAAGCGAAAAAGAAAGCUGCGGCAACGGCUAAGAGGAAAGCGGAGGACGUAGCGGGUCUGUUGGGAGGAGCUGAUGAUGCCACAACAACGGGACCAGUUUCUAAAAAGAAAAAGAAACUGGACGUUGCUGGCCUCGCCUUAGCCUCAGUGAUGAUUCAGUCGAAAAAGACGCGUCGCGAGCUUGCCGACGACGGUUGGAAUCGAUACGCCUUCAACGACGAGGGAAUGCCAGAGUGGUUCCUGGAGGAUGAGAAGAAACACAUGAAGAAAGCCGCACCUGUCCCAGCCGGGCUGGUAGAUGAGUACAAGAACAGCUUAAAGGAAAUUAAUGCCCGUCCGAUCAAGAAAGUCGUUGAGGCGAAAGCACGAAAGAAGAAGCGCACCUUGAAGAAGAUGGAGAAGGCGAAAAAGAAAGCAGAAUCUAUUUUAGAAAAGGGUGAACUGACCGAUAACGAAAAAGCGAGCCAGAUUAAGCAAUUAUACAAGAAGGCGAAACAGACUAAAAAGAAGGAAGUAACGUAUGUCGUAGCGAAAAAGUUUAACAGUGGAAAGCGAAUGAAACGCCCUGCUGGUGUCAAAGGUCCCAUGAAAGUGGUUGACCCCCGGAUGAAGAAGGACCUUCGAAAACUAAAGGGUGCUCCGAGGGGCAACAAUGCCGGCAAGAAAUCAAAGGGCUUCAAACCACCCAAGAAUAAACGUGGCGGAAGGAAAAAAUAGUUACAAUAAUUACUCUGAUUAAAAUGACGAUCUACAUUUCUAUAAAUUGUUGCAUUAUUCUAUUUUUACUUGAGAAAUAAAUUUUACGCAAUUGUUUUAUUGUUAAA